Molecule: messenger RNA, 2815 nt
Organism: Penicillium canescens
Lineage: Eukaryota; Fungi; Ascomycota; Eurotiomycetes; Eurotiales; Aspergillaceae
Product: leucine--tRNA ligase CDC60
Exons: 3
Coding region: 1-2694 (897 amino acids)
Biological process (GO): leucyl-tRNA aminoacylation
Molecular function (GO): aminoacyl-tRNA deacylase activity; ATP binding; leucine-tRNA ligase activity
Source: RefSeq, a predicted model, not a curated record
AUGGGUGCCCGCGUCGACUGGCGCAGACAGUUCGUCACCACUGACGCUAACCCCUACUACGAUGCUUUCGUCCGCUGGCAGAUGAACCGCCUGCACGAGCUUGGCAAGAUUAUGUACGGCAACCGUUACACCAUUUACUCCCCUAAGGACGGCCAGCCUUGCAUGGACCACGACCGCACAGAAGGUGAGGGCAUUGGCCCCCAGGAGUACACCGCCAUGAAGCUUCAGGUCAAGGAAUGGUCUCCUCAGAUGGCAGAGCUUGUGAAGGGUAAGAUCGAGGACGACGCCAAGGUUUAUUUCGUUCCCGCUACUCUGCGUCCCGAGACCAUGUACGGUCAGAACAGCUGUUUCCUCGGCCCCAAGAUCAACUAUGGUCUGUUCAAGCUGAAGGAGAAGGAGUAUGUUGUCGUGACUAAGCGUGCUGCCUGGAACAUGGCCUUCCAGGGCCACUUCUUCGGCGACAAGUUCCCUAAGAGCCAGGAUGAGCUCCCCCAGGUUCUUGAAGCACCUGGUUCUGCUUACAUUGGAACUCUUGUCAACGCUCCCUUGUCAUUCCACACUGAAGGUAUUCGCAUCCUGCCUAUGGACAGUGUCUCUGCUUCCAAGGGUACUGGUGUCGUCACCUCUGUGCCCUCCGACAGCCCCGAUGACUACGCCACCCUGAUGGACCUAGCUAAGAAGGCCGACUACUAUGGUAUUAAGAAGGAGUGGGCCGAGUUGGAGAUUUACCCUCUUAUUGAUACUCCCACCUAUGGCAACUUGACUGCCCCUGCUUUGGUCAAGGAACUGAAGAUCAACUCCCCCAAGGAUGCUGUUCCCCUUGCCAAGGCUAAGGAAUUGGCCUACUCGGAAGCCUUCUACAAGGGUACCAUGCUGGUUGGUGAGUUCAAGGGCGAGCCCGUUAGCGCUGCCAAGGAGAAGGUCCGCAAGGCUCUUUACGAGAGCGGCGAUGCUUUCCCCUUCGCUGAUCCCAUGGGCAAGGUCGUUAGCCGCAGUGGUGACGACUGUGUUGUUGCCUACCUUGGCCAGUGGUUCCUGAACUACGGUGAGAAUGACGCCGAGUGGCAGCAGGAGACCCUGAACCACGUUGUCAACAACCUCAACACCUACUCUAACGAGUGCAAGCACGGAUUCGAGAAGAACCUGUCUUGGCUCAACCGCUGGGCCUGUGCCCGUACCUACGGUCUCGGAUCCCAACUGCCUUGGGACAAGCAGUUCCUGGUUGAGAGUCUGAGUGACAGUACUGUCUACAUGGCUUACUACACCAUUGCUCACCUGCUCCACGGUGACCGCUACGGAAAGACCACUGGCUCCUUGAACGUCACGGCCGACCAGAUGACUGAUGAGGUCUGGGACUACAUCUUCACGAGACGGGAGAUCAGUGACGAGCUUGUUUCCAAGAGUGGGAUUAACAAGGAUGCUCUGCUGAAGAUGCGCCGAGAAUUCGAAUACUGGUACCCUCUGGAUGUCCGUGUAUCCGGCAAGGACCUAAUCCAGAACCAUCUGACCUUCUUCCUCUACAUCCACAUUGCGCUCUUCCCCAAGGAGUACUGGCCUCGCGGUGUCCGUGCAAAUGGUCACCUGCUUCUCAACGGCGAGAAAAUGAGCAAGAGUACUGGAAACUUCCUUACUCUGAAGGAUGCUGUUGACAAGUUCGGUGCUGAUGCUACCCGUAUUGCAUUUGCUGAUGCUGGUGACAGCAUCGAGGAUGCCAACUUUGAGGAGACUGUUGCCAACAGCAACAUUCUUCGUCUACACACCCUGAAGGACUGGGUUGAGGAGAUCGCUAAGGACGAGACUCUCCGCACCGGCCCUGCCGAUGCCUUCGCUGACAAGCUCUUCAUCAACGAGAUUAACAGCCUCGUCCGCGAGACCCAGAAGCACUACCAGGAUACCGACUUCAAACUUGCCCUGAAGUCCGGCCUGUACGACUUCACCAGCGCUCGCGACAGCUACCGUGAAGCUUCCAACGCCGCUGGCGUGGCUAUGCACAAGGACACCAUCCUGCGCUACAUUGAGCUGCAGACUCUCAUGCUGGCCCCUAUCACUCCUCACUGGUCUGAGCACGUCUGGCUUGAGGUUCUUAAGAAGCCCGAGUCCAUCCACUUCGCCCAGUUCCCUACCGUGCCCGAGCCCUCCCCCGAGCUGUCCGCCGCUCAGAACUACGUCCGCAGCACCGCGUCCAACAUUCUGUCCUCGGAGGCCAACUUCGCCAAGAAGCUCUCCAAGGGCAAGUCUGCUGGCUUUGACCCUCGCAAGCCCAAGAAGCUCACUAUCUACGCUGCCAAGAAGUACCCUGCCUGGCAGGAGAAGUACAUCGACCUUGUGCGCGAUGCCUUUGACGCUCUGAACAUCUCCAUCAACGACAAGGAGCUCAACGCCCAGGUUGGCAAGCUCGGUGAGAUGAAGAAGGCCAUGCCCUUCGUUCAGACGCUGAAGCGCCGCCUGAUUCAGACCCGCGAGGCUCCCGAUACUGUCUUCGACCGCAAGCUUCCCUUCGAUGAGUUGUCCGUUCUGUCUGAAAUGACUGGUGGUCUCAUCCGCACUGCUGGCUUCAAGGAGAUUGAGGUCAUUGCUGUCAAUGAGGGUGGUAAGACUGGUGAGGUUGUUGGUUCUGGUGAGACCCGGGAGGGUCUGUCCGCUGAGAACGCCGUUCCUGGACAGCCUACAUUCCAGUUCACCAAUGUCGAGUAGAUGAUUUGUCGUUGUUUAUUGAAAAACCUUUUCAUUUGCUGGUUUAAGAAUCAUGUUUGAUGAGUUUAUGUUGGAAUAUAAAAGAUAAAGCAUGAAGCAUUUUAUUGGUCUAAAGCUUUUC